Messenger RNA from Cylindrotheca closterium, 723 nucleotides. The record is from the annotation of a GenBank genome assembly. NCBI's taxonomy places the organism in Eukaryota, Bacillariophyta, Bacillariophyceae, Bacillariales, Bacillariaceae.
AUGUUUGGUCCUAUUUUCAACCUCCGCAUGGUUGGGCUUUGCCCAUGCUUAGAAAGCGAGGAAAACAGAGCUGCAAGGAAAGCCCUAGACGAAUUGAACGCAAUAUGCAAGGUUGUGGAUUGGCAUGUGCGCAAGAAAUCUGGGCCAAGAGGGUUUGUGCAGAGCCUGUUCCGGCAAAAGUCCAAUGAUGAUGCACCCACGCCAUCUCAAAUGGAAAUCGUGGAUGGAACAAAAGAUGAAAUAAACAAUGGCUCUCCUUUUCCCGAGCUCCAAAUCAAGCCUUUGGCAUCCUUUGAGGGUGAAUCAAAAAAGAAAAAGAACAGUGCUGACAUACGACUAGACAUUCCAUUACAUCACAUUCAUAGAAUUGAGGACGAAGCUGAAUCCACAAUCGUAAUCAUCACCAAAGACGUCCACAGCAUGGACGAAAACGAAGCAACGAAAGAGGCAGCACGUAUUAGCCUACCUUCACAGGAUAAAAGAGACUCCAUAUCGUUGGAUCUCAAAGUAAUAGUCGAGUGGAACAAGAACCGACAACCAGAAAUAGAGGAAGAGUUCGCUGCUGAUGGAUUGCGGCAAAAGGCGAAGAAGGCUACCCACUUCGCCAGAAGAGAGAUCGAAAUGUCUAAAUCCAAAAAGUCCCGGGAGAAACGAAAGGAAAUGUACCUUCAAGGAGGAGGUAUGAAGUUCACCGCGAUGGCAAUGGCAAACAGAGAAAUUUGA